GGCAGCGGUGAGGAGGGGGAGGAGGAGUCGCCUUGUCUUCACGGAUGUGUUGGUCCUCUCACGGAGGUGUGUACGUGUGUGUGUGUGUGUGUGUCUGUUCGGUCAGAGCGGAGAAGACACCUUGCCACCUUCUGAUGCGAGCGUGCAGCCAUGUCAGCAGCGGCUGAGAUCCCACUGUAAUCUUUUACAUUUAAACGCACCGUGAAGGAAUAAAGCGAUGGGGGGACAGAUGACGCGAAAUGCCUUGUACGACUCCCUGGGCGGCCCGUUCCCGUCCACGUCACACCGAUGCCACCACAAACCCAAGAGGUGCCUGCCCAUCCAGUGUGGCAGUGUCGGUGGGCCACUUCCCAUCAGCCCACUUCUAUUCCAUCCAAACGCCAGGGGUUCCCAAAUUGUCAUGGACGUUGCCCAAAAAUCAGUAAAGAGGCAGGCUAGUUUCUGCAACGCCAUCACCUUCAGCAACAGGCCCAUAGCACUGUAUGAGCAAGUCCGCCUCAAGAUUACUAAAAAGCAGUGUUGCUGGAGCGGGGCUCUGCGCCUGGGCUUCACCUCCAAAGACCCGUCGAGGAUAAACCCAGACAACCUGCCGAAGUAUGCCUGCCCCGAUCUGGUUUCCCAGAGUGGCUUCUGGGCUAAGGCCCUGCCUGAGGAGUUUGCCAACGAGGGCAGCGUUAUCGCCUUCUGGGUCGACAAGAAGGGAAGAGUCUUCUACCGCAUAAAUGAGUCCAGUCCCAUGCUGUUUUUCAGCGGAGUGCGCACGGCCGACCCACUGUGGGCCCUGAUCGAUGUGUAUGGUCUGACCCGUGGAGUGCAGCUGCUAGGCAGUGAGAUUGUUCCGCCUGACUGCCUGCGUCCACGCUCCUUCACCACGGUGCGCUCCUCCUCUCUGCGACGCGAAGCGGAUGACUCCCGCCUGUCCAUCAGCCUGUGUGACCUCAACCUGCAGCAGGAAGACAGAGGCAACGCUCACAAUCACGCCCACCGCCACACACUCCACCUGGCCUCCGCCUCCUCCUCCUCCACUUGCCCUAUUCCCCAGAACUCUCUCAAUACCCACCAGUCAUCUCUGCUGCCCUCUGCCCUAGAGAGUGACCUCCACUUCCACCAGCUGCGCGGUGCUCACAUCAAGACGCUGAAUGAGCAGACGGUGGCGCGCUCUGAACACGCACGCGACGAGCGCACGCUGGUCUUCACCAACCGGCCCCUGCGCACCGGAGAGACUGUCUUCAUCAAUGUCACUAAAUCCAGCCCGGCGCGUGCAGGCUCCUUGUCCUACGGCGUGACGUCCUGUGAUCCGGCGGUGCUGCAUCCCAGCGAUUUGCCAUACAAUCCGGAAGCUUUGGUGGACAGGAAGGAGUUCUGGGCCGUGUGUAGGGUGCCCACUCCUCUACAAAGCAAUGACAUUCUGGGCUUCUUGGUGAACCAGGAAGGGGAGGUCAUUCUCAGUCACAAUGGCACUAAUGUGGGCAUGCAGGUGUGUGUGGACAACUCCCGCCCACUCUGGAUGUUCUUUGGUCUUCACGGGGCUGUGUCUCAGCUGAGGAUUCUGGGCUCCACUCAUGCCGGAGAUCCACAGGCCACGUCAAACCCCAGUUCACCCUCCUCCUCCCCACACACGCCCAGCGCUCUGGGCAGUGGCAGCUCUGAUCCUGUCCUGAAUGGAGGCCUGUGCUCUGCUGCUUACUGCAGCUCUGCGGGGGGUACAACCCCGAGUUCACCAAUCAGCCUCCCCAAGUCUCCUACAUUCCCAUCAGGCCGUGGGCCUUGGUCUGAUGAGUGCUCCAUCUGUUAUGAGAACACGGUGGACACAGUCAUCUACGCCUGUGGACACAUGUGUCUGUGCUACACCUGUGGCCUCAAACUCAAGAAGAUGUCCAACGCCUGCUGUCCCAUCUGCAGGAGACAGAUCAAAGACAUUAUUAAGACCUACCGCAGCACGUAAGGUGGUGACGGCCUCAGGAGUCAAGGACGGACAUGCCCAAGUAAACUCAGUAUGAACUCUGUAACUUUGAUUUGUUAUUUUCAUACAAUUAUUGUAUUGUAUAUUGGAUUUGUUUCAUGACCUUUUUCCAAAGCUGGUACGGCUUCAUUGAGGUCUCUUUGACUUCAGAGUCAUCGUUACAGCCUCAGUAUGGAGGCAGCACUUGAAGUGGCCAUUAGUUUGGCUCAGAACUGUAUUGCCUGAGGUGUUUGCUCUCUCCUGAGAACUUUAAAUACUUUUUUGAGCCAUAUUGUAAAAAAAAAAAUCCAGGAUGAAGACCCAUUUGCACCAAAGCAGCUGAGUCUCUUUUGGGCUGAAUGUCUUGAUAACGGCUCUCUGUGUGGGUGAGUGAAGAAUAUCGUCAUCCCGGUGGCUAUUUGUGACUACAGCAGUCGAUAAAAAGCACAGCUGCAGCAGGUGAUGGGCUCAGGAUGUCACAACUUGUGUCUGUGUGUUACUGAGCAUUGGUUUGGCUUCGUACUGAUGGAUUUCUUUAAUCGUCAUGGUGAUUUUAUAGUAAGUGAUGUGACUAGAGAUGCAAGGUGGUAGGAAUGUAACACCUGUUGUACUUAUAAUCUAAUGUACCUUUAUGGUACUAUUGCGAAAGUCAGUAGUUGCUAUAUUGUUGUGCUAGCUAGCUAGCUGCUUGCUCUGCAGUGUAACAUGUUGACUGAAAUCAGCGCCGUCCUCUCAGAAACGCCCCUUUACAGAUAAGAGAGGACAAAGACAUUCACGUGGUCAAACUAUCCAACACUCUUUUGUCCAGCAGAAGCAGCAGCUCCUAACUCCUGAAAGGAAACAGGAAGUUGAAAAACAGCAGUUAUUUGAAUUCUCCUCAGGGCCGAUCGUAUGUGAAUAUUUUCCAGAAUUCAGCCUGGUGCACUGUGAUCACUCAAGACAAACAAACAGAUCCUCAAAAAACAGCUCACAUACGCAACUUAGUCAAAGGAUUGUUGCCAUGGCUUCAGGAAGCCACCACAGACAUGACUCAACCUCCUGCCUUAAUCGUACCCACCCCCAUGCAGUCACAAAAUGUUCACACAGACGUGAAAAAGCACACUGAUUUCUAGCUAUUUUUAUAACACAAAUCAAUGACAUUUAGAUAUUACACUGUAGAAAAGUAUUUGUGACAAGACUUUCACCAGCAAAACAGACUCUACAUGAAUCCAGUCAGGGGCAGAAGGGGGUUUUCAAAAGCUCAUAUUUUCAAUAUUAGUAAGAUUCCUUUAAUUCUAGUAUACAAUAUUAUGACACAUCCCACCCACUAAUUUCACAUGUAUGUUCUACAGUUCAGCAGUGAAGCCAUAGCUUAUGACAUACUCGAGCUGAGAGUCCACUUUUCUUUUCUAAUGACCUUGUUCUUCAUUGUGUAGAUAAUCAAACGAAUGGGGCUCAAACUCUUGCUGCUAUGAACGCUGACACACAUCCCUUCUCCCACAUUACUGUUUGAUUACGCUACUGCUUGAAGUGUUAAUUCACAUUUGAAUGUUAACUUAUGUAUUUAAAAUCAUUUUUAUCAGUGUGAUCAACUUGGGGAAAAAGUAAAAAAAAAACAAAAAAACUUUUGUCUGUGUUUUGUUUUUGGAUCAAUAGUCGUCAUCAUUCUAAGAUUAUUUUUUUAUUUUUUUUUUUUUUAGUUUAUUCAAAACCACAAGUUUCUAAAUGUAUUAUUGUGUCCUAACAGUGAGAACACGGAGGCUUUUUUCUUCUGCCUGGCGAUGUUGAUAGAUAUUGCAGUACACAAUCGAGACCUUGUUUAUUUCGGGUGAGAAAUAUAAACUUGUGGUUGUGUUUACAAUCCCUGAUUUGUAGGUCUUUCUUUAAUAUUUUGUAAGGUAUCUUUUUGUGUGUUAGGAAGCCCCUUUACCCUGCUCUGUACUUAUAGGGUGUAUCAUGAUAUAGACUGAAAGGUUAUGGUAAAUGUCACUUUAUAAAGCUACUGAUUGUAAUCUUGUAAAUGUUUUUGGCCAGUGGCGCUCUCCGAGAUUCACCUGUGGCGUGUUUUUAUUUUGUGCCGGCAGUUUGACCAAAUUGGGGAAAGAAUAUAUAUAUAUAUAUAUUUUGUAUAAAUGUUAUUCCCUUGUGCAAAAGCCUGUUUUUAUUUGUAUUUUUUUUACUGUAACAGCAUCACUUUUUGGUCAACAUCAUACACCAGGGGUGUCCAAACUACGGCCUGCGGACCGUGAGAUGUUAUUAUUUAUGGCCAGGUAGGGACUUGGGGGACUCAUCUCAUAUUAUGU
Molecule: messenger RNA, 4224 nt
Organism: Solea senegalensis (Senegalese sole)
Lineage: Eukaryota; Metazoa; Chordata; Actinopteri; Pleuronectiformes; Soleidae
Gene: neurl1aa
Product: neuralized E3 ubiquitin protein ligase 1Aa
Exons: 6
Coding region: 218-1945 (575 amino acids)
Biological process (GO): nervous system development; negative regulation of Notch signaling pathway
Cellular component (GO): plasma membrane; postsynaptic density
Molecular function (GO): ubiquitin protein ligase activity
Source: RefSeq, a predicted model, not a curated record